Molecule: messenger RNA, 138 nt
Organism: Colletotrichum abscissum
Lineage: Eukaryota; Fungi; Ascomycota; Sordariomycetes; Glomerellales; Glomerellaceae
Exons: 2
Coding region: 1-138 (45 amino acids)
Source: RefSeq, a predicted model, not a curated record
AUGCCGAAGCUGAAACAGUCCGAAAUCGUCGAUGUUCUCGGUGAACGAAACAGUGUCAUCGGAGUUGAUGCGAAAAAGGAGGCCAGCGACGAAGGUCUGAGUGAGCAUGGACACGAGCUCGAUAAUGGACCAAGGUAG